Molecule: messenger RNA, 3974 nt
Organism: Xylona heveae TC161
Lineage: Eukaryota; Fungi; Ascomycota; Xylonomycetes; Xylonales; Xylonaceae
Exons: 4
Coding region: 176-3955 (1259 amino acids)
Source: RefSeq, a predicted model, not a curated record
AGAAUGAGGAUCACUCCUGAACAUUUUCUUCGCGCCGUUCCUUGAUUCGUUAUUCGCUCUCAAAUAUACAGUUAACACGUACAUAAUGCUCCGCAACCAUUGCUAGAAAAGAUACUCUCUCUCCUCGGGUGAUGAGCUUGCGUAAAUAGACCGCGCAGCUGCCAUUUCGAGUGUCAUGGAUGCAUAUCCAGGCGAUUAUGUCGCCCAUAAUGUCCCAUUCGUCAUACUGUCUGGGCUUGGCUCUCGGAUAUCCUCCAGCGAAGACCUACCCGAAACUCUGUUUCAAGAUGGUGGAAUAAAGAUUCAAUCAAAAUUACCACCAGUAACCGGCCCAGGUGCGGAACAACUGCUUGCAUCCUUUCUCGACGCCGACCGUCACAAUAGUCAUUUGAGCGCCGCUACUAGCUUAGAGAAGCCUUAUUUUGCUUUUAAGGUUAUAGGGCGAGAUAUCAUUUUACCUGCCAGAAAAGCUAAGCCGCCAGCCGGUCUCACAACAUCGUCGUCAGUAUCGACUACGGCAGCAUUUUCGGGUCGAUCUUCUUCUCUUCCAAUUCUUCACUCGCCCAUCUCACCACUCUCUUUUGGUUCCCCUACUUAUCCCGACGGGAUCUUAACAUCUUUAUGGGCAACGAAACAUCAGCGAUUACUUCCCGCGGCUUUUGUUUCCUUCUAUUCUCUUUUGAGAGAUCCAGAUCAACCCAUUGGAGGCGAUGAUUCUUUGGAGCGUGAGAUUUGCGAAACCAAGCAAGCGUUUGAAUCAUCUGGUCAGAGAACCAAAUUUAUUGUUGUCCUUCUUGGUGACGACCUUCCCCAUGAUGGGGGCCUGGAGGAACGAUUCACUCAUAUCCGUCGUGCGGCAGGACUGGAUAGUAAAAGCUUUUUCUAUAUUGCUGCUCUAGAUACCUUGUUGUCAGAAGACAAGGGUUUAGUGGCGAACAUUUUAUCCACAUUGCACACCACAUGUAUGGACUAUUAUCGCGAUCUUUCGAAGCAUGCCAGGCGCAAAAAGAACCGGGCCGUCAUCCCUCCUCCGACAUUGCCACCAACUUCCGGUACAUCACAGAUCCUUUCAGCCCAAGGAUGGGGCGCACGGUAUGACUUCAAGCUUGGCAUAUUCGCCGAGUUUCGCCGAGACUUGGAUGCUGCGGGUCGAAAUUAUGAAUCUGCGUAUGAAGGUCUUCUGAGUCCGGAUGUUUUCGAAGCAAUUGCAUCGUGGAGCCCGAGAUUUAAUGAGGCAAGGAUGCUCGCAGAUGUGAUCGCAAUCCGUAUUCUCCGCUGUCUUCUCUGGACUAGGCAAACGACGUCUGCCGCUCGUUCGUGGGGCAAUCAUCGGGCCAGGCUGCGAGAAUUGGUUGAUAGAAAAGGCAAAGGGUCAUCAAACUAUGGUUGGGAGGCUUGGGAGGCGACCUGGGCAAGGGUUAUGGCAGAACUCGUGCAAGGCGCAAACUUGUCUAUUUUUGAGGUCCCCUCUUCCUCUCUGAGCUUCCGGGAUAAACCGGACGCAGUAUUGGAAAUCUUUUCCGGCCCCGAGAAGGGUAUAUCCUGGAGUGACGUUCUUCCUUUCGAGCAUUUACAUCAUUCUGGGUAUUGGAUGAAACUUUCGGCUGCGCGUCUUGGUCUGCGAAAACUCCUGGCGGAGAAAAUCCCAAAGGAAGAUCGAUUGCCACCACAGUCCCCCAUGUCAAAAGCUAGCCGGACCACCUUUACCUACGAUGAUUAUCUUUGCAAUGAGCCGCAUGUAGAAGCUACAUUAUCCGGCUGCGGUGGUGUCGAUCAUUCAGCGUUAAUCUUGGAUGCUCUUGGUCAGUGCCUCCCUGAAUUCAGCAAGCGGCACCAAGUGAGGGCAGCGGAGGAAAUACAAUUUUCAAUGGCAAGGGAGCUUUUACUGCAGGAGAAUUACGAGCCUGCGCACCAAAUUUUGAAACCUCUGUAUUCUCGCAUGUCAUGGCGGCAGGAGGGUUGGUGGGAAAUGGUGUUGGAGGUUGGGUUGAUGCUCCAAAAAUGUGCAAAGCGGGUUGGUGACUCUGAAAGCAUCAUCAUUCCAGAAUUUGAACUUUGUCAUCGUGUAUUCGAUCUCACCAGCGUGGCGGCGGAUUUCCGCCCUAACGUUUCUCUUUGUCUGAAGGGCAUGCCCCCUGAGCCGAGACCAGUCAUUUCUAUUGGUUCCCGGGAUAUUGUUUCAUUUAUGUCGACGGCCUUCGCUUUUGCGUGCGCAGAAGGACACGUUGGUGAGCCCUUGUGCUCACAGUUGACGAUUCAUUCCAGUGCCAAUCCCAAGACGCCGUCGAUAGUACUUUCCGAGAUCAUUGUGAACUUCCUGGGAGGUAUCAAGGCAUUCAGGAUUCGACAUCGAGCCGAAGAGGGCCGGGAUCAAUGUCAAAUGAACACUAGCGCAAAUGCCAUUGACGUUGUCCUCAGCCCACAAGAUCAUGGGAAAAUUUACACUCAAAGGGCAUCAUCUUCUGUGCAAGCCCCACUUUGCUUCUACGGUCAUGCCGACCUGACUCUCGGUCCAGGCGAGACGAAGGUUUUGGAGAUGAAAAGUUUUCUCCGUGAGGCCGGGACCGUCUCGGCCUCUUCAAUAAUCCUUUGUCUCUGCGAGGAAAACUUUCAAGUGAAUCAUGUUUUCUCUUUAGAGGAGAGAUAUGGUCCAAUGUUAUGGUGGACCAAGGGACUGGCGGGUCUUACCAGCAAAGCAAUCAUGCGUUCUAAUCCCGGCGUUGUCAAAAUAUUGCCCCGGCCCCCAAAAAUGGAGCUUCGUGUUGAUGGCCUUCACGGGGAAUUUUAUACCGACGAAUCCAUCGUUGUCGGUAUAUCUGUGCUGAAUGAGGAGGAGGAAGACGCAGAAGUGGCCCUAGAAGUGCGCCUCCUCGGGCGCUCGGGGGUUGUCCCUGGAUUCAGUUGGCUUGCAUCACAGACCCCAGAGAUUGAGUCUGAGUCAAAGCCAGCUCUAUCGUCUCUCGAGCUUCCCCUGCAUCGGAUCGGACGACUUUCCGCGUCUGCGAGUGCUAUUGAGAAAAUCGAAAUCGCUCCAUUUUGCGAUCCCGGGGAGUAUGUUUUCGAAAUCAAGGUGGUCUAUCGACUAGUUUCAAAUCUAGAAACACCCAUUUCCAAAAUAUUGCCAACAUCUUUCACCGUUUCGAGACCGUUUGAGGCUAAUUAUGAUUUCAUGCCGAGGAUUCACCCGGGCCCCUGGCCAAAUUACUUCGCGGGCGAUGGUGGCCUAAUGGGAUCCGUGGAGUCAUCCGUCCAUCAAUCAAAUGGACUGGUACAGAGAUGGCAUUUGGCAGCUAAGGUUGCAUCGUUCGCCAAGCAGGCCCUUUUUAUAGAAGGUUCAGACCUCGCGGACAUUGGCACUGGUGGGCAGGCCAGCGUGUGCAGUAUUUCUACGCUAGGUCCGGCCAUAGCGUCGACCUCCGUCAAGCCUGGGGGCUUCCUUGUCUGCGAAUUUGUGGCCGAUGUUGCGGAAAGGAGCUUGGAGGAUCGGCGUAGCCAAUUUCUGGAUUUUGAGUUAAAGAUAUAUUGGAAGAGGAGCCAGUGCGACGGCGAAGAGAACUGCACCGCCUUGGCUGUUCCUCGAAUGCAGAUUCCUUUUGGUGAGCCUCGCGUUAUUGUGACUGCUCGACCAACUUUCGCACCUACGCCUCUGAUACACGUCGAAUACACCAUAGAAAAUCCUUCGAUGCAUUUUUUGACAUUUACAGCGACAAUGGAGGCAAGUGAGGAAUUUGCUUUCAGUGGGCCAAAAACAAGUACUGUCCAAUUGGUGCCAAUUAGCAGGUCAACAAUCAAAUACCGAAUCUUUCCUUUUAUCAACCGUGGAUGGAUCAGACCACGGCUACACGUUGUAGACCGUUAUUUCAAUAAACUCUUGAAGAUGAGCGGCAAUGAAGGCGUUCGAUCAGAUAAAGGGGGCUUACUAGUAGCUACUGGUAUAGGAGAUAGUAUGCACUAGCUGAAAUGUUCAGCAAAGA